AAAGCAAACAGAAAGAGAGAGAGAGAGAGAAAGCAACAAGGAAUCUUUUAGAUAAGGUGAAAGGAGGAGGAAAAGUAUCCGACAGCUGCAGAGAGGGAGGAGGCUAAAACAAAACAGAGCUGUAUAGAGGUGAAGGAUAGAGCGAGACAGAGUUGAAAGCGAUGUGAAAGGAGGAGAGAAGGCUGCUGUUGAGUGAACAUCCAGAGUUGUGAAUAUAUGCAGUAAAACAGAGAGCUGGCUGAACAGAAGCGAGGGAUUUAUGAAGUGAAGUGAUCUGAAGUGGAGAUGAGUCUAACAGUGAUUCUGGCGGCUGUAGUGGGCUUCGGGGCUUUGUCUUCCUGUAACUCUGGCGAGAACACCACAGGACCGGCCAUCACAACAGCCGAUCUGUCUCAGGUGAGAGUGUUCAAUGAGGAGAUGGUCAGAGGACGAGGGGACACUCCUGACAUCAUAGAACCUGAACCCACCACUGCAGUCUCUGAAAUGGAGAGCACUUACAACUACAUCCUGUCUAGACUGGCAGCGAUGGAUCAGGCUAUCCACAGGCUCAAUGUGGGACACUACACAUUGGACAUUAAAGUUACACAGCUGUUGGAAAGAAUGUCACGACUUGAGAAUAGAUUAGGCGACACUGAGGAUGCCAUUCAAGAAGUCUCGUCCUACUGCAAGCACAAUCGCAAAGAGAUCGGACGACUAGAGGGCUGCCAGAAAGGCUGUAAAAUGGGUUACAAAUGCUUCCUGGCAUACCGUGUGUAUGAGACCUACACAGAUGCAUCUCAUAAGUGUCAGGAGCGGGGAGGACGCAUGGCUAUGCCACGAGAUCGCAAGGAGCAGGAAGCUUUGGCUGAAUAUGUGAAAUCAGUAUUCCACGGAAACUGGCCUGUGUGGCUUGGGAUCAAUGACGAGCGCUCUGAGGGCCUCUACCUAUUUGAGGACACAACACGUGUCACUUACUUUCAGUGGAGGAAGCACUUCCUGUCAAGCCAGCCAGAUGGUGGGAAGCGAGAGAACUGUGUAGCCAUGUCUUCAGAUGACGGAGACUGGUGGGACACCUAUUGUGAAAGACGCAUGUAUUAUCUGUGCGAGUUUGAUGCUUGAUGCUUUCCUACAUGGCUUUUAAUUAAGAUUUUUUGUUUUUAUAUCAAGAGCAGCUAAUAACUGUUUUAUAAACAGUUGUUGCACAGGUAAAAUUAGGGCCAGUAAAUUUAAUGGUACCAUGAAAUGGUUUUAUACAUGCAAUUUUCUACGUUUUUCCUAUUGAAACAGGAAGUUGGAGCAGGACUCUAUAAACGAUUAGUUCACUUCCAGAAUAAAAAAUAGGGAUAAUUUACUCACCCCCAUGUCAUCCAAGAUCUUUCUUCAGUUGAAAAUAAAUUAAGGUUUUGAGGAAAACAUGCCAGGAUUUUUCUCCAUAUAGUGCACUUCAACGGGGACCGACGGGUUAAAGGUCCAAACUGUAGUUUCAGUGCAGCUUCGAAGGACUCUACAUCAGUGGUUCUCAAACUGGGGUACAUGAGUUGACGGAGGGGGGUACGCAAACAAAAUUCUGAGUUUUGGGAUUCUACCCCAACUUAAAGUAACAUUAAAACGGAACGUGUAUUUCUGACAAGCAAAAUGCUGCUUCUAAUGUGAAAACAGGAAAAUGGGAGUGCCGUAAAUGGUCAAAUACAGACAUCCAAUCAGCUUACUCAUCUUCUGUAGUCAAAAACGACUGCAUCCACACAAGCAGCGUGCAUGCGAUAGGAUGGCCGCUGAAUACGCUGCUUUAGCAAAU
This is a messenger RNA of Carassius carassius (crucian carp), 1774 nucleotides long. RefSeq names its product C-type lectin domain family 11 member A-like. The record is from RefSeq and is a predicted model, not a curated record. NCBI's taxonomy places the organism in Eukaryota, Metazoa, Chordata, Actinopteri, Cypriniformes, Cyprinidae. The transcript has 4 exons. The coding region runs from base 286 to 1098 and encodes 270 amino acids.